Mytilus californianus (California mussel) is the source of this 4975-nucleotide messenger RNA. RefSeq names its product group XIIA secretory phospholipase A2-like. Gene Ontology annotation, biological process: lipid catabolic process; arachidonate secretion; phospholipid metabolic process. Gene Ontology annotation, cellular component: extracellular region. The transcript is spliced from 5 exons. The record is from RefSeq and is a predicted model, not a curated record. Gene Ontology annotation, molecular function: A2-type glycerophospholipase activity; calcium ion binding. Bases 67 to 867 code for a protein of 266 amino acids. NCBI's taxonomy places the organism in Eukaryota, Metazoa, Mollusca, Bivalvia, Mytilida, Mytilidae.
CCGCAAUGAUAAGAAAAGUAAACAAAUCUGACAAAUAACCAAAAGGCCGUUUUGAAUUCUCUCAACAUGUACGCGCAAAUAUUUACUGUCUCGAUUUUUUGUUUGUCUUGUUACUGUUAUGAAGAGGAUGCUUUGAAGCAGGCCUUAGGUGGAGGACUUACAGAAGGACUGGAAGACCUCAUGACCUCGUUUGGCGAGGCAAUAGACGGAUUGGCUGAUUUAGCUGAAGGGAAAACGAUCGAAUGCAAAUACAAAUGUAGAAACGGAGUUAAAGCCAAGCCACACCCUAACCAUAAACCGACAUCUAAUGGAUGUGGAUCAUUUGGAAUUGAGUUUGAUACAGGGAACUUGCCACAGAUGACAGAAUGUUGUGACACACAUGACAUAUGUUAUGACACAUGUAAUACUGAUAAAGAGAAAUGUGAUAAGGACUUCAGACAAUGUUUGAUGGAGAUGUGUGAUAAACUUGGGGAUGAUUUAAAUAAAGAAGAGGCUGAAGUGCCAAAAUACAUGUUUGGAAAAGGUUGUGAAGCUACAGCAGAAAUCAUGUACCGAGGAACAUUAGCUUUGGGUUGUACACCAUUUAAGAAAGCUCAGAAGAAUGCCUGUCUCUGCACUGACCAGCUAUCACUUGAUCAGAAAGCUGCAGAAAAUAAAUCUGGUACUAAAAAUCAUAAAGAUGACAAGAAACCCAACGAUAAAACAGCAAAACAUCAAAAGAAGUCAGAUAACAUUCAAAAAUCUAAAGUAUCUCAACAUCAGAAGAAUUCUAAUGAAAAUUCAGAAAAGAUAUCUUCUGCUAAAAAAACUGAUAAUAAACAAGAGAAAGUUAAACCAAAAACAAGCAGAGAGAGUGGAGAUUUAUGAUGAUUUCGUAAACAUCAUUUGUUUAGUUUCUGUUUUAUUCCGUCCUCAGUUUUCACAUAACAUUCUAUUUGGAAUGGCUUGCAAUAUUUAUUGAAUUAUUGUCAGUAUAGGCAGUAGUAAUGUAUAAGAAGGAUAUUUGAAUUCAAUGCUAAUGUUGUUCUUUUUAGUUACACUGACAAUUGCUGUCAACAACUUUUGAAUAUACCUACAACAUAAUUUUUUUGUUAGAUACCUACUGAAGAUUUUCUAUUUUGCAUUUAUUGAUUCUGUGUCCUAGUUUUGAAAUACUAGAUACAAAAUUAUUUUGUCUCUCGGAAUAAGAGACUUUUUUAUGCGAUAUACUAUAUACUGCUGGUGUCAGCAUAAUUCUGUAAAAUGUUAAACUUAGCAUGAUUGUAAUAUAUGUAUGAAUUGAAUAAUUGCUGUUAGUAUACUAGUUUUUUAUAUGCACAAUAUUUUGAUAUGAAUGAAAAUUUUUUCGCUUUCUGUGAUAUCUGGAUCAAAGUUAUUUAGCAUACAUGUCUUUAAGAGUGGUUAUUACAUACAUACUUAAUAGUGUUGCUAGAUAGUUUAUUUUUAUGGUUUUGCACAGACAUAUUUAUGAUUUUUCAGUGAAAUGAUAUGUAAUAUAUUGUUAUUUUUUACAGGUAUAAUCAAUCAUGGAUGGUAGGAAAAUUGAAAUAUUUUUCCAAAAUAAAUAGAAAAAUUAAGCAUAACACUUGUCAAAAAUAAUGAUUUUACAUACAUGCAAUGUUGGAUAAAUUGGUAUUUCUUUCUUGUAUAUGUUUUUGACAAGUUUUUGUUUAUUAGUCUAUUUUGCUAUAUGUAUAACAUCUAUGUUUAAUGGGUUGUUUCAGGUAUAUAUAUUAAAUUUGAUUAUUUUCAUUUUUGGGUGUAUGUUUUGGUAAUCUGUAUAAAUGUUGGUGUUUAUGAUGUAAUAUUUAUUGUUGUAUUUCAUUGUUAUUUUUCUUUCGCUUUAUGACUUACUUCCCUAAUGCUUACAUUUUGAAUUGUGUAAAAAUAUACAUGAAACAUAUUUAAGAGACAUAUGCUUACAUUUCACAUAGUCCUCUGUACUUUUAUCAUUGCAUGGCCUUGGGAGCAGUAUUUUUCUUUAUUAUUAAGAUAUAUUUUACUAUUUAAGGAAAUAUAUGUAUUCUCUAGCAAAAAGGUUAAAAAAACUAAAGUUCCUUGAAAAUUCUUAAUAUGUUUAUGGUAUGAGAAGUUAGUUUUAAAUUUUUUUGUACAAAUUUGAUGGCUGCUCGUGAAAGAUGAUGAUUCUUUGAAGGAACUUUUGCCAUAAAAUUGGCUUAAAACUCAAAUAUUUUUGUCCAUAUAAAUCUGGUGGUCAUUGGUGAUGGGAUCAAAUAUUAAAAAGAAGUAUAAUUUUGAAGUUUCUAUUUAAUGAACUUGAGACAUUACAUAAUUUUAGUUUUUGACUACCACUUAUGUCAACUUUAAGUUUUCUGUUCAGUAACCUAAGAUUACCAUCACCAAACCAAUUUUUGCAAGAGGUCAUGAAACAGAAUAAGUUAGAUUGAGACAUAUUUUGCUAUUGGAGUCUUUUAGUUUAGAUAUUAGUGGUCAGUAAAUUUUUAUAGAUAUUAUCACAUUUUAAAAGGUUAUUUACAAUCAUUUCUGGUUCUCCACAAUCACUUUUUUGAUCUUGCAGUUAUUUCAAUUAUUUCUUGUUGAUAAUCAUACAGUGUAUAUCCUGAUCUCAAUUUGUUGAUAUAAAUAAUAAAAAUUUUGGUUAUGUGUUCCAAUUUUAAAACAGUCUUCCUCUUUUACUAACUUCACACCAUAUUUGACAUUUACACAUUGUGUAUUGUUUCUCCUAUUUUAUUUACAAUUGUUGUUUUGGUGGGAGUUGCUAGUAACUCUGUGCUACCAUGACUACUCCCCUAGUUUUCAUUUCCAUUGAUACUUGCAUCACUAGGAGGCAUUAUAAAAGUGAUCUAUUAAAUCUGGUGUGCCUUCUGACAUGACCUACAAGGUAAAAUAUAUCUGUCUUGAAGUCUCCUUACUUUUCUAUUUGUUUAUCAUUGCUCCUCUAUUUUAUCAUGGUUGAUUAUGUUCAAUUAUAGGUAUUGAUAUAUAGUUGCCAAUCAGUCUUAAACAUGAACAAAAUUAAAUACAGGGGUAAUUAGUUAAUCCACAAUGUUAAGGAUUUGAGCUGUGUCCGAUAGAAAUCGAGAUUAUGCAAAUGAAUAUCUAUACAUCUGUUAAUAUGUUGCUUUUAGAUAAAUGGACUCAAAAGAAGUCCAUCUUGAUUUGCUGUAGUGGUAUCAUGCCAAAACUGAAAACAGCCCUUUAUUUCUGCCAGUUUGAAUAAAUACAUAUUGUUUUGAACAAUACAUUGUAAUUUUAAGAUAGAAUUUUAUGUAUUCAGAAAGACUGGAAAUUAAAUCUGUUAAGGAUUUGAGCUGCCUUGCAUAGAAAUCGAGAUUAUGCAAAUGAAUAUCUAUACAUCUGUUAACUUAUUUUGGGUUGAAAAAAUCUCUAUGCAAAAUCUGUAGCUGUUUGAAAAUUGAGUUGAUAUAAGAACCCUACAAAACAUUUAUCUUUUAUUUUGUAUUUUAAUGUUCCAAAAUCAAUCAAAUACUUAUAGGUGUAAUACCACCAUUGAUUUUCCCCUAUUAGUCUUUGUUAAAUUUGCAAAAUUUCUUCAAAUCAAGCCGCAUCAUGAUAGAAUAUAGUGUGGACCAAUAAAUGAUCAAACAGUUAUCAUAUCUGCCUACAAACAGUUGAAUACAAAAGAUGACUCUAGGAUGAUAAAUACCACUAAUGGACCUCUUUGUCUUCAUUAUAAGGUCCCUUUUGGUACAUUUAUGCCUCUCAUUUUCUCAAAAUUUCAAUUUUUUGGGCCAAUAAAUAAAAAUUUUGGGGUAACUUUCACUCAUUUAUGAAAGAAAUGUGAUAAUAAAUGAGUAAUUGAAGUAUUCAAGCUGAAUGAACUAUCCGUAUUAAAGUUGACUGACUCCAUGGAGGUUUCAAUAAGUCUUUACGUAAAACUUAAAUUUACGCCACGUUCCAGAGAGGGACAUAAAAAGCUUCCCUUUUAGUGAAUAAUUUAUUGUUACUGCUUCAAAAAUAAUUUCAUUUACUAAUAACUAUAUAUUUAUUAAAGUACUACUUAGGAAAAAGUUUUCUAUUAUAGCAAAAUAUAAGAAAUAAGGAGAAAAAGUCAGAAAAAGCUCCCCAAAACAUUGAGUAUGGCUUGCUCAGUCUACUAAUAUUCAUGGUAGAGUCCUAUUUCAAAGCAAUUUUCUCAUAAAAUGUGUUUUUGAGACUCGAUCUACUCAGAAUAUUUCAUUUUUGUAAUAUUUCACUUAAAUAGCAUGAAAUUUUAACAAAUGAGAGUACACACAAGGUCAAAGGUGCAUGUGCAGCUUCCCAUAGUAGGUGUAAUACCACCAUUGAUUUUCCCCUAUUAGUCUUUGUUAAAUUUGCACUUUUCAAAAAAUUGUACAGAAUUUAUCUUUGUUUCAAAUAAAGAAAUACUUGGCAUGAGUAAAGUUUUAUCCUGUCCAGUACUAUAGACAAAAUUUCACAUAACAUUUCAUUGCAUAUAAGAAAACCAUCACUGGAAGUAAACCAAUCAAAUUUUCUCCCCUUUUUUCCUGUGUACAAGCUUGAGUAACCAUGUAACCUCAAGUUUCCAAAAUGUUCUAUAGAAAUACCAAAUAAAAAAAUAAGGGUUCUUUGAAACACCCAAGAUAUAUGUUUAUGACUCAGAAAUUUUUUACUGCAAUGAAAUGUAGGAUUAAUUUCCUACUACUGUCAAAUUCAAGGGAAUAUUUUUUUCUACCAUUUUUCGUAUGCAACCGGAUGUGACGUACUAUGAUUUGGUGGUAUUACACCUAUACAUGUAUACAUGUACUGGCAUAAGGUCAAUUUCUAUCCGAUGCAGCUCAUUUCAUAAUGUGAAUAUUAUAAUAGUUUUCAGCUUCUUGGGAUCAUGUAUUUAUACUAUAUUAUAUUUAUAAAGGUGUUCAUCUUGUUAAAAAAGUUGAUAGUUUUUUUAACUCACAUUGUAUUAUGCAAUUGAUAACUAGUUAUUUAAGUUUAUUUGAAUAUAUUUUUUUAAUAAAUAUGCAAAACAGGA